Messenger RNA from Pseudomassariella vexata, 486 nucleotides. RefSeq lists its product as uncharacterized. Bases 1 to 486 code for a protein of 161 amino acids. The record is from RefSeq and is a predicted model, not a curated record. NCBI's taxonomy places the organism in Eukaryota, Fungi, Ascomycota, Sordariomycetes, Amphisphaeriales, Pseudomassariaceae. The transcript has a single exon.
AUGCUCGCCUCUGUCUUCGUCAUGGCCGUCGGCGUCACGUCCGCCGUGGCUUCUUACACCACUGCUCAGACCAGCACUAGCACCUCGACUCUUACCGCAACUGUGACCAUUACUCAGUGCAACCCCACAAACACGGCCUGCCCUCUGUACACCCCGUCGUCCACCAGCUCUUCCGUCUACGUCACCCCAUCCUCGGCACCGCCCACCUCAUCCUCGGCGCCGCCUGAGACGUCAUCUUCAACCGUCGCCCCGUCCACUUGGUAUCCCACUUACAACACCUCUUCGUCUGCUUUCCCAACGGCAUACUACAACACUUCAACUACCGCCUCUGCUACUUUGAGCACCUCCUUCGAGACAACAGCAACCUCUGCUGCUGCUACCACCGCUAGCGCCACCACCGUGGUCACCGGCGCAGCUGGUAUUGUUGGUUACUCUUCGGGUCUCCUGAUGGGUGUUCUGGGUGCAGCCGUCGCUAUGUUGGCAUAG